AAUAGUUGUAACAAUGAGAAUAAUUUAAUAAUGUAAAGUUUAUGUAAAUGAUUGUGUUUGUGUGGCGGAUUUGUCUUGCUUAAUCAUUGUUUGUCUUGUUUAUUUUGUUUACUAUUUUAUUACAUCACCCAUGUUAAGUUAAUCAUAAUAUUUGUUUUUACUUAAAUUUGACACACAGUUGAGUCACAUCCAGCACAACAGCGACAUUCCUGUGUGGAUAAGAAACAAGUAGGUUGAACCUCCAGUUGACAGAAAACUAUUUAGCUGAUGUGUCAUAUUUAAAAAAAAAAACGUUUGACACGAUCAAAAUGCUUGUUACGACUGAGGACUGAUGUCCAUAGAACAACUGAAACAGGGCGGCCAAGCUGUGGGGAUGUUUUUAGAGACAUUUAAAUGUUGUUUUUUAUUUACAGCUUUAUCUUUACAUUCCACAACAAGUUAAAAUUUCAAAUUAAAAGUAGUUAGUUAAAGCCUGUGAAACCUCAGCGAUGUGAUGUUUCAAUUAAGCACUUCUGGUCUUUUAAGCUCUCCUUUUUUUGGUUUUGUUUAACAUUUAAACUAAUAACCUCCCCUAUUGAAGAAUAUUCCAAUACCCUGCGUUUUUAUCGAAUCGUUGUUGUCUGAAAUGAAGCAUUGUUUUAUACAAUGUCCUAUAUUCUUAACACACCAAAAGAUACAUUCACAAGUGUCGAUGAGAACAAAUUAGCACUCCUGCAUUGUUUAAAUGACACUCUGUUGUCAUAUUUCUUUUUAGGAUUUAACAAAAAAAUAGAGAAAUAUGGGAAAUAUGUGGACGGCCUCCACCGCUGUCAUUGACAACCACAUCCGGCAGCACUGCGUCGUCAUGUAUUCCACCACCAUAUGCAGUUACUGCACCAAAACCAAGCAACUUCUCUCCGAACUUAACAUCGACUGUGACGUUGUUGAAUUGAAUUUGCUUAGUCCUUCCGAUGGUGGACACGUUUCACAGGAUUUAAUUAAAAAAACAAACGUUCGCACGGUUCCGCAAAUAUUCAUCAAUGGUGAAUUUAUUGGCGGUUACUCCGAAAUAAUGGCGUUAAAACAAGCCGGCUCUUUAUUCGAAAGAAUUUCGAAGUGUUCUAAACCUUGCUUCAAAGCAACAGAAACUUCCGGUUGAUAAAUGUUGUGUUUAUCUGUUGGUUAAGCGUGGUUACCCGCGGUUAGAUGUGGUUGUGAUUUUAACCAGCUUACGUACGGUCAAACGUCCGUUUUAUUACAGUGGUUUCGAAGAGGGUUAAAUUCUGGUAUUUAUUAGAAGUUUUAAAGGUUUUUCAACUAAGGCUAUUUACAGGUGGUUUUUCGUGAAAGGAAAAUGAUCAUCGUGAAAACGAUAUGUUGCUUGGACAGCACGUAGUAACAACAUCUCACACAUACGCGUCUCCUCUGUUGGUGGAGCUUGAACGAAAUUUUAUCGCCGCAUUAUAUUCAAGAACGUACUAUUGUAUAAGAAACCGUUUAAACAGAUGCGAUGGAGUACUGUAGUCUUUGUUUUUCCCUCCUCCUCGUUGCAUAUGUUGAUACAUCACUAGAGAAGCGCGUGUGUAGUUUCCAUGAAAAUUGUUGCUAACGAGUUGUCUAAUUGCGUUUACUGUGGACGUAAAUAUGUAAAAAGUUGAUUAUCAAAAGUAAAAAUGUGAUGAUAAUGUUGUCUAAAAGUGCUUUGAUGUUUUUAUUUAUACUUUAAUACCACUUUUCCACCAAAAAUUGAGAAAUAAACAAAAAACAGAAAAAAGUUUUGUUUCAGAAAAAAUUUUAACCAAUACCGUAAUGAUCCGAUUAAGCGCCCAUCAUUUUAUUAAGCGCCCACCUCGAAUAAGCGCCCAGGUAAUUUCCUCAAAGUUCAAUAAGCGCCCAGCACUUAUUAAGCGCCCCCUUGAAUAAGCAUCAACCUGAUAAAAGGGGGCGCUUAAUCGAAAACUACCUUGAAGAACUCGGCGCUUAUUGAAAAUUUUAUUUUCUUAUAUUGAGAACCCUAGAAAGACUAAACUUCAUUUUGUUACAUCUUUUGUUCAGUUUUAUUUUCAAGAAAGAAAAACAAAGUUGAAAA
This is a messenger RNA of Hydractinia symbiolongicarpus, 2068 nucleotides long. RefSeq names its product glutaredoxin-2, mitochondrial-like. Lineage: Eukaryota; Metazoa; Cnidaria; Hydrozoa; Anthoathecata; Hydractiniidae. The record is from RefSeq and is a predicted model, not a curated record. The transcript has 2 exons. Bases 779 to 1138 code for a protein of 119 amino acids.